Molecule: messenger RNA, 729 nt
Organism: Neurospora crassa OR74A
Lineage: Eukaryota; Fungi; Ascomycota; Sordariomycetes; Sordariales; Sordariaceae
Product: RING finger domain-containing protein
Exons: 4
Coding region: 306-626 (106 amino acids)
Biological process (GO): anaphase-promoting complex-dependent catabolic process; positive regulation of mitotic metaphase/anaphase transition; protein ubiquitination
Cellular component (GO): nucleus; anaphase-promoting complex
Molecular function (GO): cullin family protein binding; ubiquitin protein ligase activity; zinc ion binding
Source: RefSeq, a predicted model, not a curated record
CCUGCCUCCUUAUACUUAACAGUGCGCUGCCUGGCGCUAGCAGUACGUAAGUGCUAGCUUCCAAUACCUAUGGCAACCCUGGUAUGCCAUUUGCAACGGGUCAAUAACCGCCGACCUCAGCAAGUGCAUUUCCUGUUUCGUUGUUAAUCGGCCGUUUGGUACGGGCAUCUAACAUUUCCCUACACACUUACGUCGAGACUUUGACGUCGGAUCGGAUAUCACCACGCACUCAUAAGCAACUGCAACCCGGAUCUCUCUGGUCUCACACGCUCGCAUCGAACGAGAGAUUCAAAAAGACAGUUGAAAUGAAGGUCAAGAUCAAAAAGUGGAACGCCGUCGCGACUUGGCGAUGGGAUCUCCCAGAAGACGAUGUCUGCGGCAUCUGCCAGGUCCACUUUGAUGGCACAUGCCCGACUUGCAAAUACCCGGGCGACGAGUGCAGCCUGUUGUCUGGGAAAUGCGGUCACAACUUUCACAUGCAUUGUAUCCUCGAGUGGAUAAAACAGGACUCUGCCAAAGGCCAAUGCCCCAUGUGCCGCCAAAAAUUCGAAUGGAAUGGUCGCCCCUAUGCUACCGAAACGUCACUGGCCGACACGAUCCAAGGCCAAACGCUCGCCGAAAAUUGAUUCCGCGGUACUUGCUAGGGAGCUAUGGAGCUUUCUUGUAACUUCCCUCCAGCCUAAGAGUUAUAAACAGUUAUGAAUAAGCAAGCUUUUUCUAUACACAAAC